CCUACAGUGUACAGCACAUUCAUAGAGGAGCAGAAGAGAGAGACUUGGGAGCGCAGCAAACACUGAAAAGAUCUGUGGAGACAAGAGAGGAGAGCAGACCAAAAGGACGGGCCGGGCUGAAGAUGUUGCCUUUGUCCUGGUUCCUCGUGGCAGUGACAGCCCACGUGUGCUACUCCUCCGGGGGCUCCGAGUGCUGGCAGAGCUCUGUCUGUGCCAACCUGAGUAACAAGCAGCGCAUCCUGGAGUGCAUUCAGGUGUGCAUGUCUGAGAUGCACAAUGACAACCCACAGAGCACAGAUGUUGACGAUGCAGACGCGCCUCUCGGUCUGGUGCAGAACGACCUAACAUCCGACGACCGGACCCUAAAGGCCGUCAGACCGGACAGCCACAGCAACGAGAGGCGCUCCUACUCCAUGGAGCACUUCCGCUGGGGCAAACCGUCCGGCCGUAAACGCAGGCCUGUUAAAGUCUUCGCCUCCUCCCUAGAAGGAGGAGGCUCUGUCGAAGGCGUCUCCCCGUUGCAUGCCCGGAGAAGGCAACUCAGAGCCUACGAGAAGCGCAACGGAGACGCGCAACAAGGACUGCGCGCAAAGUCAUCCUACACGCCGUACAGCCAACAGGAGAGGAAGGACGGCACGUACCGCAUGAGCCACUUCAGAUGGGGGAGUCCACCUGCAACGAAACGAAACGGCAACUUUCUGAAGCAGUGGCAGGAGGAGAAGCCGCAGAGCCCACUGACCAAGCUCCUCAGGAACUUUAUGGCCAAAGAUAUGGCGAGGAUGGUGGGAUAAGUCCGUCACGUGGGUUGGGGUGUGUCUUUUGCAUGUUAGUAGGUCUACAGAACAUCUGAAAAAAGUCACUCUCCUUAGUACAAUGUCCUCUGGGCCAAAGAUUCUCAACAACAUAUCCAGAACCUCUGAGGCCAGAUAACGGGAAAUUUCAAGCUCAAUAAAGCAAUCACGCAUCCACCAUCCACUCUGUCCGUGCCCAUGACUUGAAAGGCCUUUGUUAUAUUUUUUUUUCUCGUGAAUCUACAGGAAAGUCUGAAGAUUGGAAUAAGCUGAGCUAGUUGUAAAUGUACUUAGAGCAUAUCAAAAACAUACAGUUUACUUACUGUGUUAUUUUUUGUAAAUCGAUGCAUUAAAAGAAAUAUAUGGCAAGCUUUAGUUUAAUAGUUGUCAUUUUAUACGAGACAUUGCAAUUUCCUCUAGAGGAAGAGUUUAGUCUUUCUGGUUUUGGGCCAUUGAAAAUACCUCCACUCACCUUCCCCCGCUGAGUCUUUUUAACCCUCUGCAGGAAGAAAGGUCAUUUCAGCACAACCUUUUAUCCCAGACUGUUUAUCUAUGAGUAAAGUGGGCAGGCCAAAGCAAAUAAAAGGGCACAGAGGUGAACUCACUCAUUUUUGUAUAGUGCUUUCCUAUCUUCAAGGUACUCAAAGAGCUUUACAUCAUGGAAGCACUCACACAUUCACACACACAUUCAUACGCAGCUAGUGGGGGCAAAGAGCUUAAGUGUCUUGCCCAAGGACACAAUGACAGCAUUCAUCGUGGGAGCUGGAAUCACACCAUCUACCUGUGGGUUUAUGGAUCUGACAGCUUAAUCAAUGAUGUUUAUACCAAGAGCGGGAUUUGAACCACCAACCUUCAGAUCAGUGAACAAACCCUCUACCAACUUAGCUACUGUUGAAAAUACACUUUUUUUUUUACCCCAAAAAAUUAAUUCUGCAUCUUUUGACCUGAAUAAGACCUGAGCCCACAGCUACAUUAGUUACAUCAUUGAGAUAGCUGAAAAAUACUUGACUCACAGGGAGGAUAAACGCAACACAAGAAUCAAUCUUAUCCAUUUAUUGUUCAACAGGGCAACAGAGCAUGCACAGUCAAGUAUGACACUCAUAAGGCAUUUUCUCCUCAUCAAAGCUGCCUUUGUCAGAAGUGUAUCCAGCUUUUAAAGUGCAAAUUUCACAGAAGUAUGACCUAAAUCACAUAACAGACACUGGUUUGUAGUUUGCACUUGUGAUGACAAAAUAAGGAAGGAUUAACCUCUCACCAUUACAUUACACUAUGCAAUGACAACAGGCAGAAACACAGAUUUAUUGACAAGUUGUUAGAUUUUUGAGCAAACAUAAGUGAUUGCAAAGUUAGGUUGCACAAUGCUCUUUGUUCACUUGGUCCUGGGUCACAUGAAAAACAAUUUUUAAAGUGUAGUUGGAUUUUGACACAUUUGGACAAACCAUCCACAAUCGGACACACACCUGCACUGACAGAGGACAUCGCACAUGACAAAUACAAACAUGUAAAAAACAAAACAAAACAAAAGUGUUAUAAAGGACAUGAUAUCAGGGACACACCAGAUCAUUUAACUUACUUCAAAUGUCAC
Periophthalmus magnuspinnatus is the source of this 2376-nucleotide messenger RNA. RefSeq names its product pro-opiomelanocortin-like. Gene Ontology annotation, cellular component: extracellular region. The transcript is spliced from 3 exons. NCBI's taxonomy places the organism in Eukaryota, Metazoa, Chordata, Actinopteri, Gobiiformes, Gobiidae. The record is from RefSeq and is a predicted model, not a curated record. Gene Ontology annotation, molecular function: hormone activity. Bases 123 to 791 code for a protein of 222 amino acids.